UCUUGAACACCAACAUGAACUGAAGUUUCUUUACGACCGUUAUGGAGCUUCGCGCGGAACUACUUAAGUCAAUUUGGCAUGCCUUUACUUCGCUAGACGUGGGAGAGAGCGGCAAAGUGUCAAAAUCCCAGCUAAAGGUCCUCUCCCACAACCUGUGCACUGCUCUGUGCAUCGCCCAUGACAAGCAGGCUCUGGAACUGCACUUCAGAGAUGACGACGAUGGGCCUGUCUCAAGUCAAGGCUACAUGCCCUACCUUAACAUGUACAUCCUAGAUAAGGCCGUGGAAGGGACUUUCAAAAAAGAAGAGGUUGACAGGCUCUGCUGGACACUUUGCUCCACAAAGAACUACCGUCCUGAGAGGCACGGCUCCAACGCCGUAUCAAAGAACGAUGCCUUCCACCUGUGGUGUCUAUUUAACUUGCUGUCGGAGGACAGGUACCCACUGGUGUUGGUUCCUGAGGAGGUGGAGUACCUGAUAAAGAAGAUCUGCUCGGCCACGAACAUGGAGCUGAACUGUGUCGACAUUGAAGACUUCAUAUCCCAGAAUGACAUGCAGGGUGGCGUCAACGUAUGGGCCUUCCUGGACCUGAUGAAUUCUGGAAUUGUCAUAAGAGGCGUGGAUAGAGAAACCAUUACCAUGGCAAUUGAGGAAGUCUAUGGCGAGAUAGUGGGCAAUACCUUGAAAGAGGGAUACCUGUGGAAGAAGGGCCAUCUGCGCAGAAACUGGACAGAGCGAUGGUUCUCGCUGAAGGUGAGCACACUGGCUUAUUACAUCAGCGAGGACCGCAGAGAGUGUAAAGGCAUCAUCGACCUGGACCAGAACUGCUGUGUAGAGGUGCUACCAGACAGAGAGGGAAAGAGGUGUAUGUUCUGUGUCAAGACACUCUCCAAGACCUAUGAGAUGAGUGCCCCUGACACCAAACAGAAGCAAGAGUGGACCACAGCCAUCCAGACAGCCAUCCGUCUGCGUGUGGAAGGGAAGACCUCCCUGCACCAGGAGCUGAAGCUGCGCCGGCGCGACCAGCGAGAGGAGCGGGAGAGGAGGCGCAUGGCCAAAGAGGAGGAGCUGCAUCGUCUGCGCCUCCUUCAGGACGAGCGGGAGCAGCGGCUGGCUGAGCUGGAGCUCCUGCAGGAGGCACAGAGGAAAUCCCAGGCCACACUGGAGCAGGAGGAGCAGAGGAGACGACAGCAUCACGAGCAGAUGCACAGAGCCCUGCAGGAGCAGCUACAGGAGGCAGAGGAGGCGCGGGCGAACAUGCAGGUGGAGAUGGCAGUGAAGGAGGCAGAGACGGAGCGCCAGAGGCGGCGGAUCCGGGAGCUGGAGGCCAUGCAGCUGCAGCUGGAGGAGGCUCUACAGCUGGAGAUCAGAGCCAGGCAGGACGAGGAGGCCUGCCGCAAGACACAGGCCAGACUGCUGGCUGAGGAGGAGGAGAAGAUGAAGGCCUUGCUGACCCUCCAGGAGGAGCAGGAGGACUACAUCCUCCGUACCCAGCGAGAGAAGCAGGAGCUCAGGCAGGAGAUGGAGAGCAAGUCCAUGUCUCUGGAGGAGGCUCAGCUGCAGCUGGAAAAAGUCAGGGCCAGCCGCCACAGAGUAGACCAGGACAUUGCAGCUGCCCAGAGGAAACUACGUCAGGCCAGCACAAGUGUCAAGCACUGGAACAUCCAGAUGAACAGACUCAUGCAUCCCAUUGGGCCUGGAGAGAGAAGAUCCUCGAUCGGGGGAACCCCCACCCCUGCAACACGCGUGCCAUCCCUCAGAGACUCUGGGCUGGGACUGUCUCAGAAGCGCACAGAGAAGGAGAACGGCGGAGGAGAGUCUGUGAGUGACAGCAGGCCUGUGGAGAGCAGUGAUGCCUCUAGCAAGGACACAGGACUUCCUGUGGAAACCUCAAAUGGGAGCUUAGAGUCUGCCGACUGACCAGAUUGUCCUAUAUGUACAGUGACUUUUUUCUGUUGUUAUUUUUUUGUGAACAGUCAUGAAGUGGUGUUUAUUUACAUGGUAAACUAACGGGGUAUGUUACAUGAAGUGGUGUUUAUUUACAUGGUAAACUAAAGGGUAUGUUACAUGAAGUUUGAAUUAAUUUACAUGCAGUCGACAUGUACAGAAGAAAAAUAUUCUACUACUCAGACUACACAAAGAAGGAAGACACGUCUUAAUGUCACAUCUUGCAUAUACAUUUCCUGUUUCAUUUCCUGUUCGAUGAAAAAACACAGAAAAUGCAGGCAUACAUGCCAGUCUCAUUUAGAUUGAGAGUGUGCACUCCAGCAAAGUCUUCAAAAACAUGGUGUAUGUUCACCGUAUGCAAUAUGCACAGACGUGAAGUGGUAGAUAUGUGUUGUGUGAAUCCAGUCAGAUGAUUAAAUAAACACACCACCUGCACCAAAUGGAACGGGCUGAAUUCAAAUGAUUGUUGCAUUCUGGAGUGUUAAUCUGACCAGAGUGUGUAGAGUGUUAAUCUGGUAUGUAGUGUAAGUGCUAGCAUGUAAAUCCUAUUUUGCAUACAUGUUUUAAAUGAUCUUGUGUCCACGAUUUGCUGAAUUAUCUUGCCAUCCUGGCGUUAUACCUACAUGUGCCUAAUUUGAAUUAAAGACUGAUAAAUCCCACUGACAUUUUAAUCAUCUGUCUUGAAUGUUAAUUUAGAUCUAUUUUUUUUAAAUAUAUAACUUUGAUGUUGGUGAGACGGCAUAGUAUGUGUGAAGAGGAGGAAGAAAAACUAGGGUUUAUGCAACUUUAUGUUAGCAUGCAUAUUAGCAACAUAAACUUCAGCCUAUUCCACAAGGUGAAAUGACACAAAGCACUGUAAAGUAAUGCUUGUAAAAACAUUUCUCAGUGACACACAGCAAAUUCAAAUGAGACAACCUAUUCAAAUAUGUAGGCUAAGAAUAAAGUAAUGUAUAUUAAA
This is a messenger RNA of Clupea harengus (Atlantic herring), 2904 nucleotides long. It is a transcript of the gene def6b, whose product is annotated as DEF6 guanine nucleotide exchange factor b. The record is from RefSeq and is a predicted model, not a curated record. Gene Ontology annotation, cellular component: cytoplasm; nucleus. Lineage: Eukaryota; Metazoa; Chordata; Actinopteri; Clupeiformes; Clupeidae.